AUGCGUCCUCUUCUCGUCGCUGCACUCUUUGCGGCCGCCUCAAACGGCCAAUUACUUGGCUUGUUUGACACAGUGUUCCCAGGCCAUGGCCAGGAGCAGCCCAGCGUGACUACGGGUUCCGAAUCUCGCGUUCCCGUGGGAAAACGUGCAGACUCGGCCAUUAUGAAGAUUAAAAAAAUUCCGCACGAAGACCUGGAAAAGGCAAAGAAAAUCGCGUCCUUGGCCCUCAAGCAGGCGGACCAACUCAAGAGAUAUCGCGACACCGUCAAUGGCCUCGAGAAGGAGACAUCUAGCGCUCAAACAUGCUAUGACAACUACCAGAAGAAGAGCCAACAGGCUCUCAACGACCCGCUUAGCAUUGGUGACUGCGACAAGAAAUACUUUCAAGUCCAGUCUCUGCUCGGAAAGGCCCGCAGCAUAAGUGAAGAGCGUGAUUUUCCCGAUAGCUCCUGGAUCUAUGACGUGAAGCUACCGGAUGUGCGCGACGGCCGCACCAGUCUGCAAGGCGAGGAAACAAAACAGCUGCAGGACAUCCUCCAGGCCUUGACAAAGAUUGCCGGACAGGCAGUGACAAUCCAAAAGCAGGCGGAGCGGCUGCAAGACUACCACAGCAAAAUGCAGGGCCUCGACGCCGCCAUCUCAGAGAACAAGAAGUGCUACAGCGCGUUUUACGAAAAGGCCAAGAAGGACGGAGUCGAGUCGGUGGAGGCCCUCGAGGCCGCCAUGAAGCCUUGCAACGAGGGCUACGCCCAAGUCCAGGCCAAGCUCGGCGAAGCUCAGAAACUCGCCAAGGAGGCCGACUUCCCGGGCGCAGACGUCCUGGCGCGUUUCGAGCUGCCCAACCUGCGCGAUGGCUUUGAGAGCAGCCAGGAUGCCGAGACGCAAAAGUACUGGCAGGAGCUCGAGGAACUUACAAAGGCAAAGGACGGCACGGCUGAGGUGAUAAAGGAGGACAGCAAGGAGGCAAAAGAGCUUGAUGCAGCCGUCGCUGGGGAAAUAGACUCGGUUGUAAACGCGACGCUGCACAACUGGGUCAAGUAUGUGGCACUCCAGGAGGUGAAGAACGGAGCAUCGGCUGAGGCGGCUAUGAAGUCGGCCAAGGAGCAGGGGGCUAAGUUUAUACAGGAGUUGCUGAAGAAGUCGGAUGAAAUAGCUGAUAGUGCCAUCAAAGACCUUCCCGAGAGGUAG
Messenger RNA from Metarhizium robertsii ARSEF 23, 1188 nucleotides. Its product is annotated as NAD(P)-binding domain protein. Bases 1 to 1188 code for a protein of 395 amino acids. The record is from RefSeq and is a predicted model, not a curated record. Lineage: Eukaryota; Fungi; Ascomycota; Sordariomycetes; Hypocreales; Clavicipitaceae. The transcript has a single exon.